Molecule: messenger RNA, 903 nt
Organism: Bombus huntii
Lineage: Eukaryota; Metazoa; Arthropoda; Insecta; Hymenoptera; Apidae
Gene: Dim1
Product: thioredoxin-like protein 4A
Exons: 4
Coding region: 161-589 (142 amino acids)
Biological process (GO): mRNA splicing, via spliceosome
Cellular component (GO): spliceosomal complex; U5 snRNP; U4/U6 x U5 tri-snRNP complex
Source: RefSeq, a predicted model, not a curated record
AUUUUAACUUUCGCAAAUAAACGUAUUAUAGCGGUGGUGUUGAUCGUAUUGUGAGAAGUUAAAAGAAACUUUUAUUCCAUAAUCUUGAUCAUAUGAUAAAACCCAUGUUACAUUAAAUUUGUUCAUUUUUCUUGGAUCUGUAUUUGAUAAACAGAAAACAAUGUCUUAUAUGUUGUCACAUCUUCACAAUGGAUGGCAAGUGGAUCAGGCAAUAUUAUCUGAAGAAGAUAGAGUAGUUGUUAUUAGAUUUGGUCAUGACUGGGAUCCAAUGUGUAUGAAAAUGGAUGAAGUUCUUUAUAAUAUUGCUGAAAAAGUAAAAAACUUUGCUGUCAUUUAUCUAGUUGAUAUUACUCAAGUACCUGAUUUUAAUAAAAUGUAUGAAUUGUAUGAUCCUUGUACAGUUAUGUUUUUCUUUCGAAAUAAACAUAUAAUGAUUGAUUUGGGAACUGGAAAUAAUAAUAAAAUAAACUGGACAUUAGAGGACAAACAAGAAAUGAUUGAUAUCAUUGAGACAGUCUACAGAGGUGCCAGAAAAGGUAGAGGUUUAGUUGUUUCUCCAAAAGAUUAUUCUACAAAAUAUCGUUAUUAAUUAUCUUUAUUGACGAAAAUAUUUUAUAUUAAUGUAUAAAUCAGAGAGAAAAUAUUGGUAUAUAACUGAACUUACAUCAAUAAAUAAAAAUAUGGCAUAAUUACAAAUAAAUAUAAAGUUAUAUAUAGCAUAUAUGUACUUAUGCAAAUUAUUGUAAAAAUAAUAAGUAUAUUUGUACAUUUAUUAUUUUACAUUUAUCUGUAAAUAGCGAUUAUAGUUUUGUAUAAAUUGGUUAAUUUAUUUUCUAUACAAGAAGAAGUCAAUAAAUCAUAGCUUAGUGAAGAAAGACUAGAUAAUUAAAUCCUGAAAACAUA